Messenger RNA from Trypanosoma cruzi, 594 nucleotides. RefSeq lists its product as uncharacterized. Bases 1 to 594 code for a protein of 197 amino acids. Lineage: Eukaryota; Euglenozoa; Kinetoplastea; Trypanosomatida; Trypanosomatidae. The record is from RefSeq and is a predicted model, not a curated record. The transcript has a single exon.
AUGUUUCGUCGUGGUCCUUGCGGCGGGGCAGCACUGCUGUUGUUGCCCCAACGAAAGCCACAGGCUGAAAAGAGGGAACCAUGGGAGUAUAUUCCCACACCGGAGCAUAAGAACCUUGUGCUUCUUCUUUACCGUAAUAUUUUGAAGGGUCUAAUGAACUUUAAAAGUAUUCGGCGACGCAGUAUGAUUGCGUACUGCCGAUUUGCCUUUAGACGUCGGGCAAUGGCGACGGAGAAGUUGUUGAUUGACGAAUGCAUUGAGGAAGCCCGGCGUGCCGUUUAUGUACUUGGGAAGCACCAUAAUUUUACAAUCACACGCAGCUACGAGUUUGACAACAUGGGGAUUCCAAAGGACACGGGGCAGGAUGUGCAAAGGUACAUGGAGGAAGUAUAUGAUCCUGAGCUGAGUCGACAGCAAUUUCAACACUUUCAAGAUGUUCAGCCUGGAAAAGAGUAUCUACACCAGCAACGUGGAAUAGGACCGACAAGUGGCAAACAUCACUGGAAGGGACAGACAAGCUCAACAGAGUACAAGGUGGAAAUACGCGAAGAAGAUAAAGUGCUGCGGCCACCACCACCGCCAUCAAUGGAAUAA